UUGUUUUUUUACAUGCUCUGCUUGGAUGGCAACAGGGAGGAGGGAGGUGAUGCUUCGGCAAAAGAGGAGAAUCACUCCAAACCAGCCCUACUCAAAGGACUGGUUUCCAAAGGGUUGUCCUCUAGCCGCUUCCUGCCCAAGGGCACCAAGACGAAGGUGAAUUUGGAAGAGCAGGGAAGGCAGAAGGUCUCCUUUAGCUUCAGCAUGACCAAGAAGCCGCUGCAGAACCGCUUCUUAGCCCCACUCAGUCCAGAAAAACCUGCUAGUGAUUCCCAGAUCUCCGUUUUGACAUCUGUGGCUGUGUCUGCACCCACCCAGGAUAAAGUAGGGCAGCAUCCAGAAAGCAGGAGUGAGCAAAUUGAGCCACUGUCACUUGUAGCAGAGUCCAUAACACCCUCACCUUUUGUGCCCUCGCCCUUAAAACCGAAAUUGGACCUGGGGAAAAUGCACUUCAAAAAACAGCUUCUCAGUGUCACGGCUAAACUUGAAUCCACAGGAGAGAAGGAGGAACCUCUGCUAGUUCCAAGCAUGGCAGUGGGAGCGCCUUCUGAGGCAGAGCUGCAAGUGGAACUCAAAACUGCAGCCAAAGCUGAAACGGAAUCCCAGACCCCAAAUGCUGUUGAGCACAGCACCCUAGAAGACUCUGUAAAGGAGAAGCCAGGCCUCUGUCAACAGAGCCCAGGAAAUACUUCCCAUAUUGGGAAAGAGGAAAAUGAUACAGAAGGUCUGAAAAAUGUGCAGUGUACAGAAACCUCCGACCCCAGGAAAAACCAGCCUCAACUAGAGAACACCCUUCCUGGUUCUGAGUCUGAUGGCGAUUCAGUGCGGACGUCUUCCAGCCACAAGUCUGGUGAUAUCAAAAGCAGCACGGCACAUGCAGAGAGCAGAAGUAAGGAAGUUAAGAGGAACUCCUCAGUUUCUAAAGGAGAAGAAUCUGAGAAAUCCUCUUAUUCCCGCACCAGGUCUGAAAAGGAUGACCGUCACUCGAGCUAUUCAAAGUCAGACAGGGAGUCAAGACACACAUCAUUACGGUCUUCUCGAUCAGAGAGACAGAGGAGGAGGAGUAGGAGCAGGACACGCUCCCGGUCCAGAGGCUCUAGAAAAAGCUCUUCGUACUCUAGAUCUGAGAGGUCAUUGAGAAGUGAAAGGUCAACCAGGUCAGAGCGAUCACAUUAUCAUGAUUCUGAUCGGCGAUCCCAUCGGAGCACCCCACACAGGGAGAGGAGUUGUUCAUCCCGUUCCCGAACUGACAUAAGAUCCCGAGACAGUUCAGAGUCUGAGGAUGACCACAGGAGGACUCGUUCCCGGGGCAGUGACUCCAAAAGAUCCUCUACCAAUUCCAUCUCCCACAGGGAGUCCAAAACCACCACCACCUCCUCUUCUUACUCGAAAUCCGAAAAGGACUGUAAAACAACAGAACCGUCUCACUCAUCAGAGACUGAAAAAAAGAUGCAAUCUAACUCUAGGUCUGAGAGAGACUCUAGAAGGAAUGUGGACCUGGAGUCCAUCAGAAAGACUUCUCCUGAGAUGGAACUAGACCGCAGGAAGUCCAAUGCUGGGUCCAAAUUGGAGAGCAGUGUGAAUUCAACUCAUUCCAAACCCAGAACCCGAUCUCAGACAUCAGAGAAAGCAUCCCAGAAAAUGACCUCUAGCUCAGAAUCAGAAGAGGAGCAAGAGAAAUCUCAGUUGCACAGUUCAGAAACAUCAUCCUCUGCCUCAGGGUCAGAUGAGAGGCAAACCACAUCUGCUAGUAAGAUGGAUAAACCUGAUGUGAAAAGAUCAUCAUCCCCCAAGCCCACAGAUCUGCAAAAGCCAACCACGGAGACAAAUAAAUGUGUUCAGGAGACCGAGAGACAAUCAAUGGGCAAGUCAAGUAGUCCCAAAACAGUGACAUUACAGUCAGAUACCAACAAAUUGUGUUCACAGACAGAAGAUGGAGGAGGAAUGAAAGAGUCCUGCCCCACAAACAAUAGUCAGUGUAAUGAAAUGGACAGUAAACAAUGCUGCCAUGAUGCCACACCCUAUUUGAAAGACUUUCAAAACCUAACUGUGCCUGAACCUGGACUCACUGAUUCCUCAUUAGCUCAGGACUGUAAACAAAGUGGCCCUCCUGACAAAAUUAAGUCUUUCAUUAAGAUUGAAAAACUAUCUACAUACAGUUUACGUUCUCACUCUAAAGUGCAAAAGUUCGAUGUUGCAAAAGAACUUGGUGAUCUCCCUUCCCCAUCCAUGCCUGACCUACAGAACGUCCAGGCUCUGGAUACAAAUAAGGCUCUUACUAUGUAUGAUGAUACUGAUGUUGACUCACGGGAGCCUAAAGCCCAGCCAUCUGCUGAAAGUUCUCAACAGGAACAUCCAGAUUGUCCAGGACGUGAUAUAGACUCUUCUGCACUUCCUCAGUCCUUAGUUGAUAACAGGGAAGAGACGGCUACAGCAUCAUGUGAGAUCCCUGUUGACUCAUGUGUGACAAUGGUCAGCUGCGAACAACCUUCCAACCUUGGCAGUCUAUGCAGCUCUUUGGAUAAUGUGCCAUUGUCUAAUGUAUCAUCUACAGAGAUUAGUUUGGAACACAGGACAGGUGUGCUCAAGACUGCUGAAGAAGACAAGACAGUAAUAAAUGUGGAAAGGGUUUGCAUGGAAGAAGAUGUGGAAGUUACAAAUGACCUGCCAUCUCACAUGACAAAGUCAUCCCCGGAGGGCAUUAAUGUUGGUAAAGACAUAGCUGUUGGAAACAUUCAGAGACUUCCAGAAUUAAAACAAGACAACCAGCAUUCCCAAACGUCUCUAGAAAUAUGCACUGAUGAGCAAUUAAUACAGAAAGAGUCUCCCUUAACCAACUGCAGUGCCUUUUCCAAAGAUGAACCAUCAUUGUGCAUUGAGGCACUUUACCUGAGAGGCUGUGAUUCUCCUACUAAGUCAGAAAUUCCUAAUAAUGCUGACUCCCCUUAUAGUGGACUUUCACAUUGUAAUACCAGCACGUAUAAACUAAUUUCCUCUGACAGAGAAGAGACUGGGAGUUUACAGUCUAGCACUGUUUCUCUGGAAGAGGGAUCCUUUUCGAAGGUCGAUAGUUGCUCAGUUAAAGAUUUAAAUCUCACUCUUAAUGAAUUUGCUAGUAGUAACGUUACAGAACAAAAAAAUGCACCCAUUUCAAAACCAACAAAAGGUAAUGUGAAAAAAUCUCGCUGGGAUAUAGUUGGACAGGAGACAUCAGAUCAAGAAACCUCACCAAGAAGAUCCAGACUGGAGACCAAACCAUAUAUUAAAAAGGUAGUCUCAGUUCGCAGGAUACACCUGUCAAAAGACUCAAACCCAGACACUAAAGAGAUUUGUAUGAAAGAGGAACCAAUUUUCAAACAAGAAUGCCCCGUAAUAGUGGAACAUAACUUGAAUGAGGACCACGUAAAUGUAGCUGGUCUAUUUUCGGCAGCCAAAGUGGCAGAUGUGAAAACAGAAGAAACUGUUGACCAAGCAGAUAGCUCCCUGGUGAGGCAGCAGAAGAAUAUCUCCGAUAUUAAAUCCAAGCCAGAGCCAUUAAACGCACCCACGCAGCCGUUCUUUGAGGACGAUAGUGAUGCAUUUAAAAACAAUGAGGAAGAAAUGGUUGUAGGGUGCAGCACCGUAAAUGAUCCCCACGGAACUCAGCUGCCUUUGGUUGCAAAUGAAGAAGGAUUAAAGAAGGAAGAGGAGGAGGAGGAUAUGGUAAGACAAAGGCAGUGUUUGUGGAAGAGCAAGCCAGACAGCAGCAACAUGUCCUUAGAACGUGAGGGCGAAGAUAGUGAGGACAGUGAGACAGAGGAGUCCGAUUUGGAUUCGGACGACAGUGGUGUUCCCAGGAACCGGCUGCAAUCAGUGGUUGUUGUGCCAAAGAACUCCACUUUGAUCAGUAUAGAGGGCAGAGCCAUCAUAACACCCUCAUCAAGUCCCAGUAACAGCCCUGGCCGACCCUCUUCAGACUGGGCCGAGCACAGCUGGACUGAGCCUUUUGGCCGGGGUGCAGAUAGGGAUGGAAGUGGGGAGGGAACUCGGAGGGACACAUCCAGGAGUCGAAGUGUCAGCCCCGAGAGAAGGCGACGAGGGGGUCCCGUCAAGAUGUCAGAGAGUUGCAAGCGGGUUCAUGAAGUUCCCACUGCAGACACAAUUUCAUUCCCCCAGAGUACAGGCUACCCUUCACAAAGCAAUAUGGUGGACAGCACCAGCCAGUCUGAAGCAUCGCGAGCUCACUGUUCUCAGCACCACACAAAACCCACACAGACCCAUGGCCAGGAUAAACCGAAGACCUUGACUACACUUGGCUCGGUCCAUGACCCUCAGAACUCUUGGGGUGAAUUGGACCUGGGAGACUCACGGCACUAUGAGAGGCCCGACAGCUGGCAGGGGAGGAAGUGGGGGAGGAGGUUACCCCGCUACCAGCCUGGGGACUUCACCAGGGCCGAUGGGUUCUGCAACAAGGAUGACUAUAAUCUGGGCUGGGAUUACACUCAGGCAGAGCAGCCCACCAGUACGUACCAGCAGCCAGAUAGCAGUCAUGGAGUCCAUCUUGACAAAACCUACCAACUACAACAGCAGCAGCAACAGCAAAAUCCCCUACAAGAAGUAAUCCCUCUGACUGGACAGCCUUGGUGGCAAGACAAUGGCUACUGGGCACCCCCGGGGCCCCAGAGCUGCAGGCCUGUGUGUCCACCUAUGGCUUUGCAGUACCGGGAGUCUGUGGGCCAGGUACAUCCCGAUUCACUGACCAAUGACUAUGAUGAUGAGAGUCGAGGUAAAUCAGGCCCCAGCCUGACCAGCCUUUUGGACAGCAGUGUUUCAGCUACAGCUCCCUGUGAUCCCCCUCCCUCUGCACCUUCCUCUUUCGUCCAGGCAAAUGAAGUCAGCAGCAACUGUAGAGGGCCUAUCAGUGCUGCUCCAGAGAGCUCGGCCAUUUCAGAGGCCCCCAGGGAAGAAAGUUGCAAGCCCCACAGGGGUAGAGGACCCCCCAAGAAGAGACGUCCAGAGCUGGAGUCGGACUCUGAGAAUGAAGCAGAAGUGGGUCCCUCCAAGAAGGAGCGUUUAAGGGAGGGUGAUAACUCAGGAACCUCAGUCGCAUUAUUGGAGACCCCAUCCCAGAUUCCAGAGGCUGUCUGGCCUCAUCUCAGUUUGCAGGACUUCCUGGACCCAGUUACCUGGAAGGAUAGAGCCAAGAUGGGGCAGAUGCCACCUUACUUUGACCUGAUUGAGGAAAACCUCUACCUCACUGAACGGAAGAAGAACAAGUCUCACCGGGACAUCAAGAGGAUGCAGUGUGAGUGUGCGGUGCUGCCGAAGGAGGAGCGAGCGCAGGGGGCGGUGGCCUGCGGAGAGGACUGUCUCAACCGCCUGCUGAUGAUUGAAUGUUCUUCGCGGUGCCCUAAUGGAGGGUACUGCUCGAACCGGCGGUUCCAGCGGAAGCAGCACGCGGAGUUUGAGGUCAUCCUGACAGACAGCAAAGGCUGGGGUUUGCGGGCGGCGAAGGACCUGACACCCAAUACCUUCGUCCUGGAGUACUGUGGGGAGGUGCUGGAUCACAAGGAGUUUAAAGCCCGUGUGAAAGAGUAUGCCCGCAGCAAGAACAUCCACUACUACUUCAUGGCCCUGAAGAACAAUGAGAUCAUUGAUGCCACGUUGAAAGGGAACUGCUCUCGGUUCAUGAACCACAGCUGUGAGCCGAACUGUGAAACGCAGAAG
Lepisosteus oculatus (spotted gar) is the source of this 5706-nucleotide messenger RNA. NCBI's taxonomy places the organism in Eukaryota, Metazoa, Chordata, Actinopteri, Semionotiformes, Lepisosteidae. The record is from RefSeq and is a predicted model, not a curated record.